This is a messenger RNA of Ruditapes philippinarum (Manila clam), 737 nucleotides long. Its product is annotated as uracil-DNA glycosylase-like. Gene Ontology annotation, cellular component: nucleus; mitochondrion. Gene Ontology annotation, molecular function: uracil DNA N-glycosylase activity. Gene Ontology annotation, biological process: base-excision repair; base-excision repair, AP site formation via deaminated base removal. NCBI's taxonomy places the organism in Eukaryota, Metazoa, Mollusca, Bivalvia, Venerida, Veneridae. The record is from RefSeq and is a predicted model, not a curated record.
AUAAAGUAAAUCUCAUGAUCGUGUAAAUGUAACGGAACACAUUUAACAGGAAAUAUGCCGAGAAAACGUAAAGCAGACACAGAAUUGGAGGAGCUAGAAGAUAUGGUUCAAACCAAGAGAGUUGCGAAAGGGAAGAAACAGAAACUGGUUAAAGAGACUACAGAUAAAGUAAAAGCACAAACUAAGACUUCAGCGAAAGUAAAAGAAGUACCAAAAAAGAACACAAAGGUCACUAAAGAAAAGACAACAGGCAGGAAGAAAGCUACAGCAAUAGUAGAUAAGCCUCAAGAAAAAACCAAGGGGAAGAACUCUGCGAAAUCUACAGGGAAUCUUGAUUUGAAAGGACUUCUGAAGGACGGUAAAUGGAAAGAUGUGCUGGCACCAGAGUUUGAGCAACCGUAUUUUAAAUCUUUAGAAGAAACUUUACAGAAUGAGUAUGACCAAGGCAAAGAGAUAUUUCCACCCAGGGAUCUUAUAUUCAAUGCUCUUCACCUCACACCUUUGGAAAAGGUCAGAGUGGUGAUUCUUGGACAGGAUCCCUAUCAUGACAAUGGUCAGGCCAUGGGCUUAUCAUUUUCUGUACCAAAAGACAUAGCCGUCCCGCCAUCUUUGAGGAACAUGUAUAACGAGCUAGAGAGAGACCCGAAAAUUCCUGGAUUUAAGAAACCUGACCAUGGCUGCCUCGUGGAGUGGGCUAAUGAGGGAGUUUUGAUGUUGAAUGCUACACUAACUGUGGA